Nicotiana attenuata is the source of this 936-nucleotide messenger RNA. RefSeq names its product F-box protein CPR30-like. Bases 1 to 936 code for a protein of 311 amino acids. Gene Ontology annotation, molecular function: protein binding. The transcript is spliced from 4 exons. The record is from RefSeq and is a predicted model, not a curated record. Lineage: Eukaryota; Viridiplantae; Streptophyta; Magnoliopsida; Solanales; Solanaceae.
AUGGAACAACUGAUGCCAUUUCAAGAAAGCUUAAUUUCCCGCAGAUCUCAGACUAUUGGACUGGAGUUGUUGGCUCAUUACCACAGAAUUCCAGUCUUUGAUUUGGCUCUCCGUGGAUGUUGCUACAUAUCCGUGUAUAGUCUAGGGUAUGAUUUUGCUAUUGAUGAUUAUAAGGUGGUUGCUAUUUCUCGAUAUCAAGGGCCUAGUUACAGUACUUUUGUUGAUGUAUACUCUGUGAGAACGGGUAUGUGGAGUAGACUUGAGAGUUUACCUCAUGCCAUUUCUAUUAGCGAUAAUGGGGCUUUGGUAAAUGGCGAUUUGUAUUGGUUGGCUAUGAAAUCUUCUGGUGAUUCAUCUAUAAUUGUUGCUUUUGAUUUAAGUGCUGAGAAAUUCUCUGAGGUGUCAGCACCUGCUAGUAUUGAUAAAGAUGAUGUUGAGCUAUAUAAUCUUACAGUUGUUAGAGGAUGUUUUUAUAUGUUCACUAGACACGAGAAUGAUGAAGUUGAUGUUUGGAUGAUGAGAGAGUAUCGAGUUGAGGAGUCCCGGACCAAAUUUAGAUUUACAGUACCGAAUUCAGUGUCUGCACCCUUGUGCUUUAUGAGUGAUGAUGAUGUUGUAUUGGUUGUUGGACUAAAUAAGUUGAUUGUAUACAAUGUGAAAGAGAAUCAGGGGAGAGAUGUGAUAGUUGAUGGAGUGACUACUUUGCAUGGACUUAUAACCUUCAUAGAGAGUCUUGUCUCUCCUACAUUUGACACGGGAACUGAGGUUGAUGUAAUCUGUAGUCAGAUCUUGAAGGGAUCUGGUCCAAUCCCUGCUCAACUUCGAUCUCUGGUCUUUUUUCGGCCAUCCAUGGCUGUUCAAAUCUGUCUUAGAUCUGUGCACGUUAUGAACUUCUUGAUGUUUUCCAAAAGGUUUUUCGAUUUCCUUUCAAAGUGA